GAAAAGAAAAUAAAUUUUGAAAUGGAUAUGUUUUAUGAAUAAGCUACUGUAUUAGAAAAUAGUUGAAAUUAUGCCAGGAAAUAAUUUUAACUGAAUUAAAUAAUUUACUGUUGACUUCUGUUGCAAUUUUUUGUAUGAUAUGAAAUAUUUCAUUUUUUUUUAUUUAAAACUAAAAAAACUAUUCGAGUUUUUGAUUAUCUUUAAAUUUUAAUAUUUAAUGAUUUUACUAUUGUACUUGAAAUAUUCUGUGAUUUAAAAUAUAAAUGUGUAUAUAUUUAUUCAUGUAUUGUAGCUGAUAAUUUAUAUUCAAAUCAGUAUGGAAUUGGAAUCAUUUACUGGUGAAAAUCAUAGAAGAAACUUGGAUGCAGAUCAUCAUUCAUUCAGGAAGUUUUAUAAUUUAUUACCGAGUAAAAGGAAAGCUAUAUUGACCAUCACUCAAGUUACAGUUCUUGUUUUUCUUUAUGCAUCAUUGUAUGGCAUCUUGGGUAGUGAUGCGUUACCAGGAAGUGAAAUAUUUGCUUUGUUGCUACUCUCAGUUUCAGCUCAUAUUGUUGGAAAACUUGUCAGUCUAAUUAAGCUACCUCCCCUCAUAGGUAUGCUGAUUGUGGGAUUUCUUUUCAGAAAUCUUCCAUUUAUCCCUUAUUAUCAGAACAUCUCAAUUCUCUGGGCCACAACAUUAAGAGCCGCAGCAUUUGUUGUUAUUCUGUUGAAAGCUGGACUGGGACUUGAUGCUAAAAAAUUAAAGUCAUUGAAAUUAAUUGUUUUUCAACUGGCAUUUUCUCCAUGUAUUGUAGAAACAAUAGUCAUAGGAAUUUCAUCACACUUUCUGUUGAAUCUGCCUUGGGCAUGGGCUAUAAUGCUUGGAUUUGUGAUUUCUGCUGUUUCACCUGCUGUAGUAGUUCCAGGUCUUCUAAGUUUACAAGAGAGAUCCUUUGGUGUUAGAAAAGGAAUUCCAACUCUUGUAAUAGCCGCUGCUUCUGUGGAUGAUAUUUUAGCAAUUACUGGCUUCACGAUCAUGUUGAGUAUUUCAUUAUCAGCAGGUGAUAGUUUAUGGGUUACCUUGCUAAAAGGUCUUCUGGAACCUAUAGGUGGAUUAUUGUAUGGUGUCUUAUUUGGUGCUUUGUUUUGGCUCAUACCUAGUUCCCAAAGUUCUUCAUCAACACAAACUUUUUAUCACGUUGUAUUGCUGUGCUUAGGAGGAUUUGCAGGCAUGUUUUUGAGCAAAAGAUUAGGAAUUGCUGGUAUUGGUCCUAUGGCUUGUUUGGUAAUGGCAUUUGUUGCUUCAUUAGGAUGGAAAAAAGAUCACCAACAUCUUGAGGAGAUUGAAAAAAUAAUUAGUGUUAUGUGGAUCAUAUUACAACCAUUUCUCUUCAGUCUGAUUGGGGCAGAGGUGUCUGUGCAAAAUUUGCAGUCAAAUCUAGGAAGUACUGUAUUGGCUCUUUUGAUCGGAUUUACAUUUCGAAUUAUCACAGCAGCUUUUGCAUCAUAUGGUGGCGGUUUCAACAUAAAAGAAAAACUUUUCAUUGCUAUUGCAUGGUUCCCAAAGGCAACAGUCCAAGCUGCUGUUGGACCACAAGCUUUAGAUUAUGUUCUGUCUAAUAAAAUGGGAAAGGAAAUGGAAGAUCAAGCUCAAAAGAUUUUAACUGGUGCUGUGCUUAGCAUUAUUAUGACUGCUCCAAUAGGAGCAGCACUUAUAACACUUUUGGGGCCAUUGUUGUUGACUAAAGAUAAACCAGAAGAAAGAGAUGUUUUAGAAAUGGCUGGAGAUACUGCCAAAAACGAAUGUGGAAUCUGAAUUAGCUUGAAAUGAUAUGCUGCUGUAGAUAAACUUUGGAUCAUGACAAUAUAUAUUCUUUACGAAAGAUAAUAUAUAUUAAUAAGUGAAUUUUUUCAUAAAAAAUUUGCUUCUCACUUAAAUUUUCAUAUUGUGAUGCUUUUAAAAUCUGAUUUUUAUU
Messenger RNA from Argiope bruennichi, 1955 nucleotides. RefSeq names its product sodium/hydrogen exchanger 9B2-like. Gene Ontology annotation, cellular component: membrane. Gene Ontology annotation, molecular function: antiporter activity. The record is from RefSeq and is a predicted model, not a curated record. Gene Ontology annotation, biological process: proton transmembrane transport. NCBI's taxonomy places the organism in Eukaryota, Metazoa, Arthropoda, Arachnida, Araneae, Araneidae. The transcript is spliced from 13 exons. The coding region runs from base 317 to 1795 and encodes 492 amino acids.